Molecule: messenger RNA, 638 nt
Organism: Somion occarium
Lineage: Eukaryota; Fungi; Basidiomycota; Agaricomycetes; Polyporales; Cerrenaceae
Source: the annotation of a GenBank genome assembly
CCCAAAGGACAGCGUAUCUCAUAUCGCGCAACAUGGAGGACGACUCGGACAAACACAUUUUCAAAGGUACAAGCGUGAAUUCGAGUAAAUCCAUUAGCGACAGCGUAUCUUCACAUCUAUAUGAGAAGAACGAUCGUACACAUUGCGAGGAAGGCCAGAGAGCAGACCAGGUAAAUGAAGAUGAAAACAAACCAGCUGAGACAGAUGGACAAACUGGCGUCGUGGACCAAACCUGGGUUAAACAUGACUUGAUGCUGGAACCCGGCGGAAGAUUAUCAUCUUCACUUGUGCUACCUUCGCCGUCGCAAGAGAAGAGUCUUCGUCAUCCUGAGGAAGACAACAUGUCCAUGACAUUCACCAAUAUGGCAGCCCUAGAAUCCUCUGCGAAAAAAGAGCCUGAAGAAAAUCAAGGGAGGCCUGAUACAAGAAUUGGUGGGGUGAAGAUGACAGCUGUCCAACCAAAACCAAAGCCGAACCCACUCACGCCACCUUGAGGGUGAUGACUAUCACGUCCCCCAGUAGUAUAAUUGGAAUACCUCACGGGUAAAGAAUUUCGAUAGCAUGAAGCAACUAAGGGUUUCGGUCAUAUAUACUAUUGAUACCGUCGCAAGGCCGGGCGGAAACCAAAAGUGCAAGAG